UGUGCUCGCAUUUCUCGUGCGGUUGUCGGCUCGGAAAGUAUCUUCUGGCUUAAGCUGUCGGGUUAAACAACGUUUCGGACCUCGCCAAAAACUCCAGCAAACUAUCGAAUUCGGCAAAAUGACAAAUUUCCUCUCUCUCCUGGUCAUCACUCUGGCUUGCGUAAUUGUCCAUGCCCAACAAACAUCUGAACAGAAACCUGUUUUCGGACAAACGUUCGACGAAAUCGUGGUCUCGUCGGAUCUGAACGUGAGAAGAAAGUCCAAGGAAAGCCGUCAGGGUAAAAGACUGACGAACAUACCAUCGGGGACCACCGGCCCACCUGAAAAAUCCACCGCAAUCGCGUCCAGGCUCGUUUCCAAUGACGGUAGUCGAAUUACACCGGUGAAAACUCAAACGAAACGCGAAAUUUCAAACUUGCAAAAGAGGUACCUGGACAUGGGCGUCGCGGGAUACUUGCUGAAAUCUCGGAAACGAUGAAAUUUCUAUUCCGAGGACAACCGCACGAUCCUCACACACCCAUUCCGACCAUACUUUUCGGACCCCUUUCGGACCAUGGUUCAUGUAACAAAAAGGAUAAUAAAAAUUUUCUG
Messenger RNA from Eufriesea mexicana, 591 nucleotides. RefSeq lists its product as uncharacterized. The record is from RefSeq and is a predicted model, not a curated record. The transcript is spliced from 4 exons. Lineage: Eukaryota; Metazoa; Arthropoda; Insecta; Hymenoptera; Apidae. The coding region runs from base 119 to 478 and encodes 119 amino acids.